AUGACGGACGAGGAACGCGAAGAUGUGUGUGCGCAGAGCGAUAAAGCAUGUACGUAUGAAAGUGCAGAGAGUGAACACGAAAAACAACCUGUAACUAGCGAGAAUGUGAGACAAUUGAGAGAUAGAGAAAUAAAUAAAAAUUCUGAUAUUAUUGAAGGUACAGUAAUUGUACAUGCAGAAAAUGAUAUUGAAGAAUGUUCAAUGCGCAAGAAUGCACAUGUGAAAUUCACUCCUCUUAUGAGUUCCACGAUGGACAUGAAUUCUUGUUAUACGCAGCAGAUGAUGGACGCUACCGUAAUCGUAGAACCCUUAUCACCAAUAAAAUUAAACGGAACUGUAGUAGUUGAUAAAAACUUGGCUAGUAAUAUAGGAAAAAAUAAUGAACCUAAAUUUACAUCACGGUCGUCGAUAACAUUGCAGAAGAAGAUUCAGCAGCUGAGAGAAGUGAUGAGAUACAAAGAGUUUGAUGAAUUACUCAGAGAAGAGGGGUCGUCCUCUGAUGUGGAAAAAUCUAAAGGAAAUAUUAAGAAACAAGAAAUUAAAGAACGACAAAAGCGGCAGAACAAAUCUGCAAGAUUGAGCGAAGAUGCAGCACUCGGUGCUACAACAAAACCAUCUUCGAAGAAAAAGGAUAAAAUUACAGAAUACCAGGAAAUAAAAACCGCGUUUAAAUGAAAUUGUUUAUUCGAACCAGAUGCCAGGGUAUCUUUAAAGAAAAGAGUUAAGGCAUUUGAACAGGCAGGCAUCAACUCAACGGUAAGCUGCAGAUGAAAUAAUGAAAACCAAGCAUCAGACGAUUACAUCACAGAUAACAUUACAAACAAUAUCAAAGGAUAUUCUUCUGUUAUAAAACUAUAAAGCUAUUAUUCAUUCAAUAUUUUAACCAAAAUAUGGCUCCAAACAGCAAGGUUCAACCACUUACGUUUUGGAUAGUAAACCUGACAACGACGAAUCAGAUGAUGAAUCGAGGCCAAAGCAUACAAUUCCACAUUGGACACAAUCGCACAUACGUGAAAACCAACUAGCGAUGCAGAGAUACAUUCCGAAGAAAGCAGUCUGUAAAUUCUUUGGUAGCAGAAAAUGCUCACCAAAUUUAAGUGAAAUGUUUGAAAACAUAGAUUUAAAUUCAUUGCAACGCACGUCCAGUGCAAUACGGGAGACAUCACCGCGUUAUUUCAAGAUGGAAAACGAAGAAGAAGUAUAAUUUGUUAAACUAGAUGUUAUUGAUUUUACAUUAUGCCUAAGAAUAAGAAUAGUUAGCGUACCUUUUUAAUAGCA
This is a messenger RNA of Bombus pyrosoma, 1278 nucleotides long. RefSeq lists its product as uncharacterized. The coding region runs from base 1 to 675 and encodes 224 amino acids. The transcript has 4 exons. The record is from RefSeq and is a predicted model, not a curated record. NCBI's taxonomy places the organism in Eukaryota, Metazoa, Arthropoda, Insecta, Hymenoptera, Apidae.